This is a messenger RNA of Zeugodacus cucurbitae (melon fly), 258 nucleotides long. RefSeq names its product histidine-rich glycoprotein. The coding region runs from base 1 to 258 and encodes 85 amino acids. Lineage: Eukaryota; Metazoa; Arthropoda; Insecta; Diptera; Tephritidae. The record is from RefSeq and is a predicted model, not a curated record. The transcript has a single exon.
AUGCCACCACACGGACAUCAUCACGAUCAUCAUGGUCCACCAGGACCACCACCUCAUCAUCAUGGUCCACCGGGACCACCGCCACAUCAUCAUGGACCACCAGGACCACCACCGCAUCAUCACGGACCGCCUCAUCACCAUCAUGGGCCGCCUCAUCACCAUCAUGGGCCGCCUCAUCAUCAUCAUGGACCGCCACAUCACCAUGGACCACCGCACUAUGGCUGUUGUCCCCGCGUUAUUUGUUGUGCUAUAGUGUAG